Molecule: messenger RNA, 1868 nt
Organism: Lagopus leucura (white-tailed ptarmigan)
Lineage: Eukaryota; Metazoa; Chordata; Aves; Galliformes; Phasianidae
Gene: CUNH3orf38
Product: chromosome unknown C3orf38 homolog
Exons: 3
Coding region: 79-1032 (317 amino acids)
Source: RefSeq, a predicted model, not a curated record
GAAGUCGAUGUCGCUCGGGCGCGCCGUCGCUAGAGCUUCGGCCGGGGAGCGGAUCCAGCUCGGCGGCCGGGCCGGACGAUGGCAUCGCUGGGGCUGAGCGAGCGGGAGCAAGCCGGCUGCCGCGACAUACUGGAGUUGCUUGAGACCGAGGAGCUGAUGGCGCUGACGGACACCGUUACGAACCGUCUGAUACAUCCGGAGAACCGCCAAGAGGCCAUUCAGGCCAUCUUGAUUUACAGCCAAAGUGCAGAAGAACUUUUGAAACGAAGAAAAGUAUAUCGAGAAAUAAUUUUUAAGUAUUUGUCAGUACAAGGAAUUGCAGUGCCACCUUCCUCCGAGAAACAUCAACUCAUUGCCUGUGUAAGGCAGUACUGGGGCGGGAAGCUCACAUCAUGUGUCUCAGAGUCAGGGGACAGAACAACACGUGCAGAGAGUCAUGAAAAGAGGCAGAAGUCACAGGAUGAUGUUCGUAAUCUAGGAGGAGAAUUCUGCCAAUGGUUCUUUGAACUCCUGAAUUCUCAGCAUCCUUUGGGAGUAAAAUCUGAAGAAACGUGGGGACCACAGCAUUUCUGGGAGAAUGCCAAAAUGAAGUUCUGUUACAACACAGUAGAAAAAAAUGUGGAAGAAUAUGAUGGUGCAGAAAUGGUGAGCCUUCGUCUGCUCUCAUUGGUUAAAGAAGAAUAUCUUCUAUUCAACCCUAACUUGACUGCUGAUGGACUGAAAUGUGCCAUGUCUCGCCAUGGGUUAGUAUUGGUAGCAGUGGCUGGCACAGUACAUAGAAGCAAUGUGUGUUUGGGUAUCUUUGAACAAAUUUUUGGACUCAUUAGGUGUCCAAUUAGAGGGAAUACCUGGAAAAUAAAAAUUGUGGAUCUUAAAAUAGUUGGACAGAAUGCUCUGGAGCCUGGAAUGCAGAUUGAAAAACCCGCCAUCAAAUACGAGUCAAAUCAGCUGCAGGAGUGGUACGAUGGGAAAGAACUGGCAGCGCUCGAACCUCACAAAUAUGAAGCAACGCUUUCAAAAUUGGGUAACUGACUUACAGUGCUUAGUAGAAGAUUGAAAUGAUUGCAGCAAUGUGAUUUUGUCUCUUUCUUGAGUCAGAUUUGCUUGAUGACAAAUGGAAGUACAGAGUCUGAAGUAUUCAUACAGGCGAUGGUUGGGGUACCAUUUGGACAGCUAACAAACGUUUAAACAUAUUACUGUAGACUUUGUAACUAUAGUUGGGAAUGGAGUUACUUACAGAACGCGGGUACGUUUGAUUAUGGGAAGUUUUAUGUCAAGUUGGAUGACCUUGAGAUCACAAGCUGGGAGUUGCUUCUUUUCAGGAAACCAUUUUAAAGUCCUGUCUGAGUUAUAAGAGGACGUCCUUCCCUCUGCCCUUUUGAAAUCGGGGCUGGUGAAUGUCUGGAUGGUCUUUUAAAAGUCCCAAGAAAACCAUCUGCUGAUUUGGGAAUUUUUGGAGGGAACGGGCAGAAUGAAGCAAAUGGAGAUGCUGCCUAUUCAUUCUGAAUGUGAUUCCUUUCCCAGCCUGUAGUAGUAGCUCACCAGGACAAUGCAGAGGUUAGCACUGUUGUAUCCUUUAUUUUCUUUCGCUUUACAGUUCCACCGUUGAGAUGGUUUCCCAGGCAUCUGUGUCUAGCACUGCCUCUCUUGGAUCAAAUGGUUGAUGUUAUGACUUACAGACUUAGUGUCUGAAGCAAAUGCUUUGAUAAUUAUUUUGUAUAUACUUGCAACAGAGUUUCUAAUAUAAUAAUUGUAAUUUUUAUAUGUUUUCUCAAAAUUGGAAUUUCUGUCUAUCCUAGCUCCUUUAUUAUAUUGUCCAGACAAUGGGAAUUUACAAGUGGUGAUAUAAAAUAAAUAAAGGAUCUAAA